ACGAUUUACAUUAGCUAUCUUCUUCGUCUCCGGGACUGAGACCGCUCUCUCUUCCUUAUCCUCCAUCUUCCAAUGGUUUAAUCCAGCAACUGUCGACGAUGUCGAUAACGUACUCCGCUAUUUCCUCUAGUACAGUUUCUGGGUUUUCACCAAAAAGUGUACCUUUUGCUAUUCAUAGCGUAACCAGGAGGCAAUUUCUUAAUCCCAACACGUUUUAUAGAUUUGGGUUCUCUCCUUCUCUUCAGGGAAGUAGCAUUGAGUUUAGCCUUCAGUUGAAUUCAAGAGUUGUGCUUAGUAAAGAGCGUCGAUCUCUGCCAUUAGUUGUGAGAAAUGAUCGUCCUCAGAAUGAAGACUUACCUAAGCAGUACACAAGGCGAGAGAAGAAACCUUUCCCAGUCCCUAUUGUGGACCUGAGACGAGCUGCGAGGGAGAGAGUCAAGAACAACAAAGACAAACCUAAGAGACCUCUACCUCCGCCUAAAAAUGGUAUGGUUGUGAAGAGCCUUGUGCCUCUUGCUUAUAAAGUAUACAAUGCAAGAAUCAGAUUGAUCAACAAUCUCCACCGGCUUAUGAAAGUUGUUCGUGUUAAUGCUUGUGGGUGGUGCAAUGAGAUUCAUGUUGGACCUUAUGGGCAUCCAUUUAAGUCGUGUAAAGGUCCCAAUACUUCCCAAAGGAAAGGUCUUCAUGAAUGGACUAACUCGGUUAUUGAGGACGUUAUUGUUCCUCUUGAAGCCUAUCACCUUUUUGACCGCCUUGGCAAGCGUAUCCGUCAUGAUGAAAGAUUCUCGAUUCCCCGAGUUCCUGCUGUAGUUGAGCUCUGCAUUCAGGGCGGCGUUGAAAUACCCGAAUUUCCAGCAAAAAGGAGAAGAAAACCGAUUAUCCGCAUUGGCAAAAGCGAGUUUGUUGAUGCAGAUGAAACUGAAUUGCCUGAUCCAGAGCCUCAGCCUCCUCCAGUGCCAUUGUUAACUGAGUUACCUGUCUCAGAGAUCACUCCCCCAUCUAGCGAAGAAGAAACAGUCUCCUUAGCCGAAGAAACAUUACAGGCCUGGGAAGAAAUGAGAGCAGGAGCCAAAAAGCUGAUGAGGAUGUACAGGGUUAGGGUCUGUGGGUACUGUCCAGAGGUUCACGUAGGUCCAACGGGACACAAGGCCCAGAACUGUGGUGCAUUCAAGCACCAACAGCGGAAUGGCCAGCAUGGUUGGCAAUCUGCAGUACUUGACGACUUGAUACCGCCAAGAUAUGUUUGGCAUGUUCCUGAUGUGAAUGGGCCACCGAUGCAGCGAGAGCUACGAAGCUUCUACGGGCAAGCACCUGCUGUUGUGGAGAUAUGUGCUCAGGCUGGCGCUGUUGUACCUGAGCAUUAUAGAGCUACAAUGAGACUGGAGGUUGGAAUUCCUUCGAGUGUGAAAGAAGCUGAGAUGGUUGUUUGAUAUGUAGAAGACCUUGUAAACUUCUUCUUGUACAAAAUCCUCCAUUCCACCUUGUGUUGUAUAAUAAUAUCACAGCCCAGGUCUUUUUGACUUUUGAAGGACAAAAAAAACAAUCCACGCUAAUCCUAUUAUCAAGGGUAAAAAUGUCAUUUGCUUCGUUUUCAUCUUUUCU
Arabidopsis thaliana (thale cress) is the source of this 1602-nucleotide messenger RNA. It is a transcript of the gene APO2, whose product is annotated as APO RNA-binding protein (DUF794). The coding region runs from base 99 to 1430 and encodes 443 amino acids. The record is from RefSeq and is marked reviewed. Gene Ontology annotation, molecular function: RNA binding. Gene Ontology annotation, cellular component: chloroplast. Lineage: Eukaryota; Viridiplantae; Streptophyta; Magnoliopsida; Brassicales; Brassicaceae. The transcript is spliced from 4 exons.